AUGGCAUCUCCCGAAGAAGGUCCUUUAAUGAGUGCGACCGCAGUGUUCGUAACAUCAAUUGGGGUGAUUUCUUCUGUCAUCACAAUUGUUAUGAACGUCUAUUUUAUAAAAAAGAUUGAAAGAACUCGUCAGAAAAUGAUUCUCUUCUUCUACCGUUUAUUCCUCGAUGUCGCCUAUAAUGUUCUAGCUUGUGCCUAUAUGACAUUCUGCAUUGUUUAUUCAUUUUUCACUGAUGAGCUUCAUGCGCAACAAGUUUUCAUCCUUUACGUCGGGUUUCCACUUCAAACAGCAGGAGCUAUGAGAACGAUUGUAGCGGUGACAAUGUCGAUUGAAAGGGUUCUGGCCAUUUACACACCAAUUAUGUUUCAUAAUUAUCGCCAUUUAUGUCCUUCUAUAAUAAUUUUGAUAUUAGCUAUUGGCUUGGCAAUGCUCGAAAAUCUAAUAUUAUACCUUUUUUGUACUUUAAAUAUAUCCGCAAUUCCUCGAGACUGUGGAGUUUUGCGUUGUUCACUUGACAAUUGUUAUUUCAACUAUUGGACAACUGAUAGAUCGGUGUUAUUUGCUCUUAACUUUGCAUUUUCUGGUUUAUUAUCUACAAGACUGCUUCUCUUCAAUAAAAAGCAUAAUCAUAAUGCCGGCGAAGAGCAUACAAAGAUAAAUCAUAUUGCAUUGAUCGACGCUGCGAACGUAUUCCUAUGUGAUUUUCUGCCAACUUUCUCCAACUAUGUUAAUGACUAUCCAUUUUUCAGUUUCAAGAACAUAGGACCUUAUGUUUAUAUCAUAAAGCUGGUUGGCAGUGCUGUAGAAUCGUAUUUUAUUUUCAAGGUUUUGAAGAGGAGAAGCGCCCGGUCGAGUGUUGUAGUAAUAACUCGGACUUUUAAUAGCUGAAAGAAUUUUGGAAUCAGUUUUUCGGUUCUAAUUUAGUAUUGAUUUAUGUGUAAAACUGUAGUACUUGGUAUUUAUAUACAAUUGAUAAACAAAUAAUUCUACCCCCGCUAGCUACAUAUGCUCUGUUAUUCCUUGUUCAAAUCAUUUUUAUGUUCAUUUUUUAUAUUUUCUAUUAAUAAAGCUUACAUG
Molecule: messenger RNA, 1077 nt
Organism: Caenorhabditis elegans
Lineage: Eukaryota; Metazoa; Nematoda; Chromadorea; Rhabditida; Rhabditidae
Gene: srbc-2
Product: Serpentine Receptor, class BC (Class B-like)
Exons: 6
Coding region: 1-888 (295 amino acids)
Source: RefSeq, marked reviewed